This is a messenger RNA of Anolis carolinensis (green anole), 11276 nucleotides long. RefSeq names its product pecanex 1 (gene pcnx1). The transcript is spliced from 36 exons. The record is from RefSeq and is a predicted model, not a curated record. NCBI's taxonomy places the organism in Eukaryota, Metazoa, Chordata, Lepidosauria, Squamata, Anolidae. Gene Ontology annotation, cellular component: membrane. Bases 196 to 7197 code for a protein of 2333 amino acids.
GCGGCCCGGGCGUAAGAUGGCGGCGGCGCUGGCGGGGGGGAGGCGGCGGCGGAGGCGGAGGCGCGGGUGGCGCGGGCUCCUCCCGGGGCUGUCGCGAGGCGGCAACAACGGCAGCGGCGGGCAGCGGUUGUCCCCGGCCUCGCAGGGCGGAUAGAGCGCGGGCGGGGCGGGGCGGGGGGCCGGGGCCGGGCCGCCAUGGGCUCUCAGGUGCUUCAGAUCCUGCGCCAAGGCGUGUGGGCAGCGCUGAGCGGCGGGUGGUUCCAGGAUCCGCACCAGGGCGCCGGGGUGAACGCGCUCCACCUCUACCUGUGGCUCUUCUUGCUCGGCUUCCCCUUCACCCUCUACAUGGCUCUUCCUUCUUCCAUGGUGAUAGUAGCAAUCUACUGCCCAGUGAUAGCAGCUCUUUUCAUUGCUCUGAAGAUGGUAAACUAUCGUCUGCACAGAGCACUUGAUGAAGGUGAGAUUGUGGAGAGGAAUGCCAGUGAACACAUCGACAGGGGUGCAAAAACAGAAAUAGAUCAUUCUCCUGCUAGGAGAAAGGACAGCAAUGGACCUAGCGAUCCUGGUGGGGGGAUUGAGAUGUCAGAAUUUGUUCGAGAAGCCACUCCACCAGUUGGUUGCAGUUCAAGAAAUUCCUUUGCGGGCCUAGACCUGAACAACCAGAUUGGAUCUGGUUUAUCUCGUCGAGGAACAGCAGCUACCAUUAAAGGUGAUACAGACACUGCAAAGACGUCUGAUGAUAUCAGCCUGAGUCUGGGCCAGAGUUCUAGUCUUUGUAAAGAUGGAAGUGAAGAGCAGGAUUUGGCAGCUGAUCGGAAGACUUUCCACCUGGUUUCCAUCGAUUCCUUUGUGUCCAUUCAGCCAUCGUUGGCAUCUGCACAGGAAUUGCCACGGGACUGCAGUGACAAAGUGUGUCUCUCUAAUAACCACCACAUAGACCAGUCUUUGUCUAACGCGUGUGACACUGAAGUGGCUUCUCUUGUGCCCCUGCAUUCACACUCCUAUAGAAAAGACCACAGGCCACGAGGGGUGCCAAGGACUUCAAGUUCAGCUGUUGCUUUUCCAGAUGCUUCACUAAAUGAGUUUCCCAUCUAUCAGCAAAGACGAGGACUGGAUACAGUCAGUGAGUUGGAAGCUUCUAAGCCCCGAUUGGGAUCCAAAGAAUCUUUAGCUGAAAACUCCUGUAUUUCUGGUGUCUUUCAGCUGGAAGAUAUUCUAAAGUGUAGCAGCCCACAAUUGCUGGCCAAAAGCAGCAAGAGUAAAUCGUUACAAGCUGACAAAAGUGUGGAUAGUCUCAGAAGCUUGAGUACUCGAAGUAGCGGCUCAACAGAGAGCUAUUGUAGUGGGACUGAUCGUGAUACAAUCAGUACCGUCAGCAGUUACAAAAGCGAGCAGACAAGCUCCACGCACAUAGAGAGUGUAUUGUCUGAACAUGAAGAGUCACCCAAAGAAGAGAAGACAAGCAGCAAGAAAAAGAACUACUCUGUUGAUUCUGAUGAUUGUAGUUUUGCGACUGACAAAAGGACUAGCAGUGAAAGAACUGUAGAAAUGAAUGCUACCAGUUGCAUGCAGGUGGAAGGAGCAUUGAAUGCAUUACAGGAGAUGCACAAUCAGAGAUCCCUUAGCACUUCCAUUUCAGAAGAGGCAAACAAAAAUCCUCAUGCAAAUGAACUGUCAACACAGGCAGACCAGCUUCCUGGAAAACCUGUUGAGAAAAAAGACGAGCAGAAAGAGAAAUCUUCCCUAGUGGAUUCAAGGACUUCUAAGGAGACAGUUGGAAAGCAGAAGGAGGGGGAUGUACGUCCGAAAUCAUGUAGUUUAAUUCAUCGAACAGCUUCAGCUCACAAGGCCAGCAGAAGACGGACAGGGAAAAAACGAGCUAGUAGUUUUGACACCAGCCGACACAAGGAGUAUAUUUCCUUCCGAGGUGUAUCUGGUACCAAACCACACAGUGCAGUUUUUUGCCAUGAGGAGGACUCAAGUGAUCAAAGUGACUUGAGCAGGACUUCAAGUAUGCAGUCAGCCCACCAGUUCAGCAGUGAUAGCUCUUCCAGCACCACCUCCCAUUCUUGCCAGUCUCCUGAGGGAAAAUACAAUGCCCUAAAGACCAAAUAUAUUGCAAAAGAAAAGGGCACAGACUUGGAAAACUCUUACAAAAUGCACUUGAGCUGUGAGGCAAAUAGCAAAAAGCAUUCAACACGACGGACUUCCAACACAAAUAGUGCCAAGAGUCGUAUCAGGGUAUUAAGUCUGGACAGUAGUACUGUAGCUUGUUUGAAUGAUCCAAAUCUAAUGAUGCCAGAUACCAUAAAACAGCUAACAACUUCUAAAUCUGAUUUAGAGGCCAAAGAGGGAGAGGUGCUUGAUGAGCUAUCUCUGUUGGGAAGGGCUUCUCAUCUAGAAUCAGUCACUCGCUCUAGGAAUAGCUUACCAAGUCAGAGUAUGUUUGCUGAAGGGGAAGAGCAUGAACAGGGAAGUGUUGCAGCACAAGCCAGUGAGGAGGCGGUCACAGUUCGUCGUGAACGCAGCACAUUUAGGCGUCAGGCAGUACGCCGCCGUCACAAUGCAGGGAGUAACCCUACCCCUCCUUCAUUGCUCAUCGGCUCACCCCUCAGCCUUCAAGAUGUUCAGCAAGGGCAACAGUCCACAGCCCAAGUCAGAGUCCAGUCCCGCCCCCAUUCCCAGGCUGCUGUGCUCAGCGCUAGUGCCUCCUUGCUGGUGAGAAAUGGGAGUGUCCACUUAGAAGCAACACAUGACAAUGCAUCUGCUGUCGGCAGCAGCAGUUUGCACGAUGAACUUGGUAAGUUCAGUUCUACGCUGUACGAGACAGGGGGCUGCGAUAUGUCACUUGUGAAUUUUGAACCAGUUGGAAGAAGAACAUCUAAUAUCUGUGACACGGACUCUCAUGUAUCAAGUUCUACCUCAGUUCGUUUUUAUCCACAUGAUUUACUUUCCCUCCCCCAGAUCAGGCUGAACAGGCUGUUGACCAUAGAUACUGAUCUUCUGGAGCAUCAAGACAUUGACCUAAGCCCUGAUCUCCAGGACCAUCUACAGCCUCAGGAGGAAGCAGCCCAAAAAGUCAAACACUAUUAUCGCUUUUGGAUCCUGCCCAAGAUCUGGAUUGGCAUCAACUUUGAUAGGCUGACACUCUUGGCUUUGUUUGACAGGAAUCGUGAAAUCCUUGAAAAUGUGUUAGCUAUCAUUUUGGCAAUCCAAGUGGCUUUCUUGGGUUCUGUGCUCCUCAUUGAGGGUUUCUUCAAGGAUAUCUGGAUCUUCCAAUUUUGUCUAGUGAUUGCUAGCUGCCAGUAUUCCUUGCUUAAGAGUGUCCAACCAGAUUCUUCAUCACCUCGGCACGGUCAUAACCGAAUCAUAGCCUAUAGCAGGCCUGUUUACUUCUGCAUAUGCUGCAGUCUCAUUUGGCUGUUGGAUUAUGGCAGCAAGAGCACUUUUACUGCAAAAUUCCAACUUUAUGGAAUGGCUUUCAGUAAUCCAAUUAUAUUGCUUUCAGCAAGGGAUUUGAUUAUAGUGUUUACACUAUGUUUUCCUAUAGUCUUCUUCAUUGGUCUUCUGCCUCAAGUGAACACAUUUUUGAUGUACCUCUGUGAACAGUUAGAUAUUCAUGUCUUUGGUGGAAAUGCUACCACAAGCCUGCUUGCAGCCCUUUACAGUUUUAUCUGUAGUAUUGUGGCAGUAGCAUUGUUGUAUGGAUUGUGUUAUGGUGCCCUAAAGGAUUCUUGGGAUGGUCAGCAUAUUCCAGUGCUCUUUUCAGUAUUCUGCGGUAUGUUAGUGGCAGUAUCAUAUCAUCUCAGCAGACAAAGUAGUGAUCCUUCUGUUCUUUUCUCUCUAGUGCAAUCAAAACUUUUUCCUACAUCAGAAGAUAAAAAUCCAGAGGAUCCUUUAUCUGAAGUUAAAGAUCCAUUACCUGAAAAACUUAGAAAUUCAGUGAGUGAACGUUUACAAUCUGAUCUUGUUAUAUGCAUAGUCAUCGGAGUGCUUUACUUUGCAAUUCACGUUAGCACAGUAUUCACAGUCUUGCAGCCUAUCUUGAGCUAUGUUCUUUAUGCUCUGGUGGGAUCGGUAGGUUUUAUAACCCAUUAUGUUCUGCCUCAACUCCGGAAGCAGCUCCCUUGGCAUUGUUUUUCUCAUCCGUUGUUGAAAACCAAGGAAUACUAUCAAUUUGAGGUUCGCAAUGCAGCUCAUUUGAUGUGGUUUGAGAAACUUCAUAUUUGGCUUCUUUUUGUGGAGAAAAAUAUUAUCUACCCUUUAAUAGUCCUCAAUGAGCUCAGCAGUAGUGCAAAGGCUAUCGCUAGUCCAAAAAGACUGGAUACAGAACUUGGUGCUUUAAUGAUUACUAUAGCUGGCAUGAAGCUGUUGCGCUCCUCUUUCAGCAACCCAACCUACCAGUAUGUUACUGUCAUUUUCACAGUGCUUUUCUUUACAUUUGACUACAAACGUUUCUCGGAGACUAUGCUGCUAGACAUGUUCUUCAUGUCCAUACUCUUUAGCAAGCUUUGGGAGCUUUUUUACAAGUUGAGAUUUGUGUAUACUUACAUUGCCCCUUGGCAAAUCACCUGGGGAUCUGCUUUCCAUGCUUUUGCCCAGCCUUUUGCAGUGCCACAUUCUGCAAUGCUUUUUGUUCAAGCAGUUGUGUCUGCAUUUUUCUCUACCCCACUAAAUCCUUUUCUGGGAAGUGCAAUAUUCAUCACAUCUUAUGUCAGACCUGUCAAGUUCUGGGAGAGAGACUACAACACAAAGCGAGUGGACCACUCAAACACAAGACUGGCUUCCCAGCUUGAUAGGAAUCCAGGUUCAGAUGACAAUAACUUGAAUUCCAUCUUUUAUGAACAUCUAUCUCGGUCCCUUCAGCACAGCCUGUGUGGAGAUCUGCUCCUUGGGCGAUGGGGGAAUUACAGCACUGGAGACUGCUUUAUUCUUGCUUCUGACUACCUCAAUGCACUAGUACACAUUAUAGAGAUAGGCAACGGUUUGGUUACUUUCCAACUCCGAGGGCUUGAAUUUAGAGGAACCUAUUGUCAGCAACGAGAAGUAGAAGCCAUCACUGAGGGUGUAGAAGAAGACGAAGGGUUUUGUUGCUGUGAACCGGGUCAUAUCCCUCACAUGCUAUCUUUUAAUGCUGCCUUUGGCCAGCGUUGGCUAGCCUGGGAAGUUCUGGUCACAAAAUAUGUCUUGGAGGGCUACAGCAUCACCGACAACAGUGCUGCUUCCAUGCUUCAAGUAUUUGACUUGAGAAAAAUACUCACUACUUACUAUGUCAAGGGUAUCAUCUAUUAUGUAACAUCUUCUCCAAAGCUAGAUGAAUGGUUAUCAAAUGAAACAAUGCAGGAAGGGCUGCAGCAGUGUGCAGACCAAAAUUAUGUUGAUGUGGACCCUACAUUUAAUCCCAAUAUUGAUGAGGAUUAUGACCACCGGCUGGCGGGAAUCUCCAGAGAGAGUUUUUGUGUCAUUUACCUCAAUUGGAUAGAAUAUUGCUGCUCUCGGAGAGAAAAGCCUCUGAAUGCAGAUAAAGAUUCUUCUCUAGUCACUCUUUGCUAUGGACUCUGUGUUCUUGGUCGGAGAGCUCUAGGAACUGCUUCACAUCAUAUGUCUAGUAAUCUGGAAUCCUUCUUGUAUGGACUUCAUGCAUUGUUUAAAGGAGACUUUCGUAUUUCAUCAAUUCGAGAUGAAUGGAUAUUUGCAGACAUGGAGCUGUUGAGAAAGGUUGUUGUCCCAGGAAUACGCAUGUCAUUAAAACUGCAUCAGGACCAUUUCACUUCUCCAGAUGAAUAUGAUGACCCUGCCAUUCUCUAUGAAGCAAUCACAUCCCAUGAACAAAAUCUGGUUAUAGCUCAUGAGGGGGACCCUGCUUGGAGAAGUGCUGUUCUUUCCAAUUCUCCCUCACUGCUUGCCCUUCGCCAUGUGAUGGAUGAUGGCACCAAUGAAUACAAAAUUAUCAUGCUGAACAGGCGCUAUCUAAUUUUUCGAGUUAUUAAAGUGAAUAAAGAGUGUGUGCGUGGCCUUUGGGCUGGGCAGCAGCAGGAACUGGUCUUCUUGCGAAAUCGCAACCCAGAAAGAGGGAGCAUCCAAAAUGCCAAGCAGGCAUUGAGGAACAUGAUAAACUCAUCUUGUGAUCAGCCAAUUGGAUAUCCAAUCUAUGUUUCACCCCUGACUACAUCUUACUCAGACAGUCAUGAGCAGCUCAAACAGAUUCUUGGAGGUGCUAUUAGUUUUGGAAACAUUAAGAACUUCAUAGUAUCUACGUGGCAUAGGUUAAGAAAAGGUUGUGGUGCUGGCUGCAACAGUGGAGGAAACAUUGAAGACUCGGAUGCUGGAGGUGGAGCUUCUUGUACAAGUAACAGUGCAACUGCCCAUGACUCUCAGAGCAAUGUAUCUCAAGGAGGAGGAGGGAAUAUAACAGUUGGACCAGCACCUGGAACAGGAUUGCAUCCUCCUGUCACAUCUCACCCUGCUACUCUGGGCACCAGCCAUAGUGCUCACUCUGUACAGUCCAGCCUUGUCAGACAUUCCCCUGCCCGUGCCUCUGUUGCCAGCCAGUCAUCUUAUUGCUACAGCAGUCGUCAUUCAUCACUCCGCACCUCUGCCACUGGCUUUGUGCCUUGCCGGCGCUCCUCCACCAGCCAGCUCUCCCUUCGUAACCUCCCAUCAUCCAUCCAGUCGCGUCUGUCCAUGGUGAACCAAAUGGAACCUGCUAGCCAGACGGGGGCUGUCAGCGUGCAGCAUGGCUUGCCUUCUUCAAGCAGCUCCAGCCAAAGCAUCCCAGCCUGCAAACAGCAUGCCCUGGUUGGCUUUCUAGGGACAGAUGGAAUGAAUAAUGUUACAGAUAUGCAAGCAGGCACAAAUGUGAGCCCUGUAAGCCAGCCACAAACCAAAAGGGAUGAUGUUGUUUACAGAAUCCAGAUAACUGAUACUAGCCAAGUACUGGAAGGGAUCAACUUGUCUAAAAGAAAAGAACUGCAGUGGCCAGAUGAAACAAUAAGGUUAAAAGCUGGAAGAAACAGCUGGAAAGACUGGAGUCCUCAGGAAGGCAUGGAAGGCCAUGUGAUUCACCGAUGGGUGCCUUGCAGCAGAGAUCCAGGGAGUAGAUCUCACAUAGACAAAACCAUACUGCUGGUCCAGAUUGAAGACAAAUACGUUGCUGUGAUUGAAACUGGAGUUCUGGAACUAGGGGCUGAAGUAUGACCUACUUUUCAUAGUUAACUUCUUGUCCGUUUCCAAAAAGUUUAAAAAUGAGGUGCAAAUUUCAAGAGGAUGCUUCUGAUGCCUCAAGUAAUAGGAAAAGACUUGAAAAACAACUGAGUGGGUGUGUCAGCCUCUGGCCGAAAUAAACACAAAGGCCUUUUUUUGGUAUUUUUCAGAUUAGCUGCUGAGGAAAAACAUUGUGCAUGAAGGGUAAAAACAACAUAUCUUUGUUUUAUACUUUAUUUUAUGCAUUGCAAUGCUUUGAAAGAAUACAAAAUUUUCCAGUUUUAAAAAAGGAACAUCUCGUUUUUAAAAAAAAAAUGUUUUGCCAAAAAUGGCCAUAUGUUGUCACAGUAAUAUAGAAUCUGUUUGUUCUUUCUUUUUUAAAAUAACUGAAUAGGAUACACAUUUUGAGUUCAGUGUGAAGCAGAAUUGAGGAUUUGUUCAUGGCAAGUGCGACCAGACUUAAAUUCUUAUUCCUUGUGAGUUAUAAAAAAAAAUCAAUCAAAAACUGCACUAUUUUUUUUAUGGCAAUGCACUAAAAAAAAUCUGAGAUUGCUCAGAACAUUUAUUUAUAUAUAUUAUAUGUAUAUAAAUAUAUAGAAAGAAGAAAAUACCGUUAUUUAAAUUGCCUUUGGGAUUAACCCUCUCCCUACUCCAUAUUCAUAUUGAUGAUAGGAAAUGUGCCAUUGAUUCUUUUUGUUAUUGUUGUUGUUUAAUACAUUAGAUUGCACAUCUGUGUGUUCCUACUAUCCUAUUCACAAUAUAUGAUGGAGUAUAAAUAUAAAAUAAAUAUCAGAAAUUUCUGUUUUUCAUAAAACAAAUUGAUGAUGCAGAUGUGCAACAAUUUCACAGUUUUAUUGUUGGCCCAAUCACAGUUGUGCUUUUUCUUUUUCCCUCUUCAUCUGGUUUCCAAUGGUCACCAGUAAAAAUACACUACUAGCAUCCUUUGGAAGAAGCUUGCUUUCUGCAAGGAAAACUGGAUGGGCCCCGAGUUGUUCUGUUGUGUUUUUUAAAAAUGGUAUUGUGGCUUUCUUUGUGUUGGGACUUCUUAGUAUAUGUAAUCAGGUGAAACAACUUUUUUCAGUUAAGGAAAAAUAGAAACUGCACCACCUGAUCAUCAUACCAUUUCGCCUUUUAGCUCCCUUUAGUCAUUAUUAUUCUUUUUGUGACUUAAAUUUUAUUUUCAGCUAUUAUAUAUUCUAUAAUAACUGUAGUUUUGAGUAUAACUGUGAAAUUGAUUUUUGUUGCAUAUCUUAGGUUUUACUGUGUUUGAGGGUUUUUUUUAGUGUGUUUUCUGGGAAACAAGUUACUUACACAGCAUUGGGACAGGGAGCGGAAGCUGCAAUAUAUUCCAUGACCUCUUGCUUUGAUGAUUUGCUUGCAGCCGUCGUGAAAAGGUGUAUAUGGAGUGAUGUUUUCCUUUAUGUGAUCUGGAACACAAUCAACAAUUAUAGCUUUUAGAAGCAGCCAUCUUCUCUUUAAUAUUCUCAGUAUCAAGUGAUUCAUGGGUGAUCAUGGAAGGGAGACAUUGGCAUGAAAUAAAAAAAAUUGUGUACCUAGGAAAAGAGCUGAAAUUUGAUCUUAUCCAAAGGCAUUUGAAAGCAAUGGCCUAACACCAAUGGUUCAGUGCUAUGAUAAAAAGAUUUAGGACUUUGCAAAGUAGCAAUAAAGUGAGCAUUGUUUUAUUUUCCAAAUACGCUGAGUUAGAUUGUGGCUGCGACCUGUGUACAUCACUUGAUCACAUGAGUGGCAAGAUACUUUUAAUUUAGCACCUGACUCUAUUUCGUCAUUUUACAGUGAAACCAACUUCUGCAUUUUAAUGGGUCAUUCCUGGUUCCCUUCCCAAUUGACAACUAUAUAUUUGCUCUUUUAUGACUCACAUCUUGAGUUUCCCUAGAAAGUGCAUAAGGAAAAGGCUAACCAUCUUUUAAGAAUAUAUUGGGUGAUUUCUUAGGCAAUUAAAUCCAUCAAUAAACCUUUCUUUUAAAGUGUCACCUUGAAAGAAGCAAGAAAUUCAGUGUAAUAUGGCCCAUGUUAUGUUUCUUUGCAAACAAGGUCUUUCUCUUUUCUGAAUAUUUGCUUUCACUUGGGACUAAAAUGUAGAAUUUAAAAUGAGUUUCUAACUUCAAGACUUCAGGUUCUGGUGUUUGGUAUUUAAAUUUGUUGAUAAUUUAAUUUGGUUCUUUGUAAACAUCGAUUUUUGGUUACACUAGUUUUACAUAUAAAACUCAUCUAGUUUGCAGUGAAUGUUUUACAUGGAGAUAUGUAAUUCAUAUGGCAAAAGCCUUUGAAUGAUUCUUUAGAGCAAAAGGCAGGCAGUAGAAUUCUGUGAAACCAAAUAACCCAUCAGUGUGGGUCCUCUUCUUCAAUCCCUCAUCCUCAGGUUUCUUAACUUGACUCUUUCCCAUUAAUUUGGGAAUCGAGCUCUGGGAUGCUUAGUUUUUAUAUGACCACCUAUGAAUGCAUAGAUAAUUUAUAUGCGAAACCCAUCUGCUUUUCGCUUUAUUCAGCCUAUUAGGUCAGCCUGAAAACCAAAUGAUACAAUGGCUAUACAGCUUUCAUCACAUCUCCAACAAGAUGUGCAAUCUGUUUUCGAAUUCUUACAACUUUCAGAACUCUGCCAUUCAGUUCUCAAUGUUGUAUGCACAUGGUAAUCCAGUAGUAUAGAUAAAUGUCUCUUUUCUUAGAUUAGCUUCUGCUAAUAUAUAUCUAGGAACACACUAUGAAAAUUUGCCUUUGUGCAGUUGAUGUUUUUAAUUCUAUACUUUAUGACCUGACUGCAAAACUAAGGGUUGAACAUUAAAUGCAGAAGCUUUCAUAAUUGCCCAGUGGAAUAUCCUGGAGGAAGUUAUCAGAAACUUUCCUUUUGAACCUCUUUUUGAAAUGCUUUGAUUUUCUUACAGAACCAACUGUUCUACACACACCAAAUAUCCGAGUAGUGAAUUGUAACCUUCUGUAUCAACUCAGAAAUGGAAAAGUGUCCUCAGUAGAUGACGAGAAGAACUUUUUUAAAAAAGCAAUGUCCAUUAUAAAAGCACUUGGCAUGUCUCUGCUUUCAAUUCUGUCAUGGCUUUACCUCCCAGUCUUGCUUCUGAGGAGCUAAUAGUCACAAAAAUAUAUGAUAAUGCUGACUAGAUGGAAUAAUAUGAUAGAAGCCAUUGAACAAUGCUUUAGGGCAAAAUAUUACCAAAGCAGGCAGUGGAAUCCCUAAUAGUGAGACUAGAUAAUAACCCAUCACUGUGGGCCCUCCACUUCAAGCCCUUGAAGAAAGCCAAUAUCGCAAUUAAAUGAAGAAGUAUACAUAGAAGAAACCUUCAAAGCAUAUAGAGAUACUUCAUAUAAAGUAUGGGGAUAAGCCACCAUGGUAUUAUAUACCUAAUUUUAUUAAGGGAUUUUUUUACCUAUUAUAUAGGUUUCUACUUGUCUGGCCUUACUUGGUGUCUAAUACCCUUUGCUCUGUGAUGAUAGACAGCAUAAGAAAUUAUAGCAGUUUUUAAUAUGUGCCUUAGUAAAAUGAUGGUGGGUACAUAACACCUUGGUGGGAGCUACAGCCCUUGAAUAGUUUUCACCCAUUUUUAAAGGCUGUUUUUAAGAUGGCUGCUCCAAAAGGCUUCAGAAGUGUAACACACCAAUCAUAGGCAAGCACUUUUUAAAAAUACAUGCCAUUUAGACAUUUCUACUGUGUGUACACACAACCCAGUGAAGUUGCUCUGCAGAUGGAAAUCAUAUACCUUGAAAGUUAAACUUAUUAGCAUCCUUAUCAAACGUAGCCUGACAAUGAAUUGCUAAUGAAUACAUAGAUUGUGGUGGGUGAAAAUGUUGGAACUUGGAAAUAUAUAUUUUGCAUCAACCAGCGUAUAGAAAUCUUGCCAGGGAUAGGAUAUGUGUAUUUUGUGUGUGUGUGUGUGCGCGUGCGUGUGUGCGAAUGUGUCUGCGAGUGUGUUGUUGGAAAGAACCUGUAAAUAUUGUAGUUGUUUAAAACUGGGAAACCCUAAGGGGAUUUGUUUGCAACAUGUUACAUUGACAUGGACAGUAUUGACAGUGACAAAAUAAUGAAAUAAAAAAAAUCUUUUUCA